CAAAUAUUUAUGAUAGACAAUAGAUUUGACAUUAUGACUACUAUCUCCAAAGAGGAAGAUGCUACGUACUUACACGUGCAGGACUAUCUCUUCUCUGAUUUUGUCAUUAAAGCCUUCAACCCAAAGAAGUAUGCUUCUUACCAAGAAGCAGCGGAGGCUAUAAUGAGAGAGAGGAAGCUUUCCAUCCUUUUUGAGGGACAUCCAAAUAUAGUCCAAGCUUUCGGAGGAUCUAUAGAAGGAGUUUAUCUCUGGAAAGAGUCUAAGAAGACUAUAAUGUACUCUAUUCAUGAGCAUUGCCAGAUAAAUACAGUGAAGAGUAUAAUGGAGUUGGAAGGAACCUUCAGUGUUGAGGCUGCUAUUAAGGUGAUGAAAGAGAUCCUCUGUGCACUUAAGUUCAUGCACGAGAGGGAAUUCGCUCAUUUAAAUCUUUGUCUUGAUAAUAUCUGACUAGACCAGAGUAUGACUGCAAAGUUAGCGAAAGCUGAGAAAGCUCAAUACUCAGAUUGCUCAGAUUCAAAAGUGAAAAAUAAAACUGGUGUAUCGUAUUUUAAGGCUCCUGAAAUGGCUCAAAACUGGGAUUAUCUCUAUGACCCAUUCAUGGCUGAUAUUUAUUCAUUAGCAAUUUGAGUAUUUGAAAUGAUAACAGGACAUCAGCCAAGUGAGCCUUAUCUACAAAGAGUCUUUUAUGAAUAUGAUUGAGACGAAAGAAUGGAAGAUUAUUUGAAUAAAGAAGACUUAGUAGACAAACCGGGAUACGAGUGUAUCCCAUCUGAUCUCAAAAUCCUAUUAUCAGAGAUGACUCUAAAAGAGCCUCUUAAUAGACCACCAAUUGAAGAAAUCGUUCAGUAUCCCCUCUUCAACUAAUUAAUAAGGAUAAACCUAAAGUCUCUA
Messenger RNA from Moneuplotes crassus, 891 nucleotides. The record is from the annotation of a GenBank genome assembly. Lineage: Eukaryota; Ciliophora; Spirotrichea; Euplotida; Euplotidae.